CAUUAAACUACAUCUCCUUCUUUGUAUCAAGGACCAAUAAUGGCGGCCUCCGUCGAGUUUUCUCCGAUCACGAGGAGUCCAUUUGACCAUCAGCACCGUCCAAUACCAACCUAUCCUCGCUUCUCAACCGUCCGAUGCUCCGCUUCUCAUUUCACUCCCCAAACCCUAACCACCCCUCCGCCAAAACCCUAGACCCCUCCCCCGUCUUCCGAUCAGUGAAGACCUUCGCUCCGGCCACCGUCGCCAACCUCGGCCCCGGCUUUGACUUCCUCGGCUGUGCCGUCGAUGGCCUUGGUGACGUCAUCACCCUCUCCGUCGAUCCUGGUGUUGCUCCCGGCAAAAUAGUCAUCUCCUCCAUCUCCGGCGCUCCCAAGCUUAGCCACAACCCUCUCCGGAACUGCGCUGGCAUCGCCGCCAUUGAGAUCAUGCGCAAGCUUGGUGUCCGAUCCGUCGGGCUUUCUCUUUCUCUUGAGAAGGGGCUUCCGCUCGGUUCCGGUCUUGGUUCCAGUGCUGCGAGCGCCGCCGCCGCCGCUGUGGCAGUUGAUGCUCUCUUCGGCUCAACCCUCACUGCUCACGACCUCGUCCUUGCUGGCCUUGAGUCCGAGGCGAAGGUCAGCGGAUACCACGCCGACAACAUCGGCCCCGCCAUUCUCGGUGGCUUCGUGCUCAUCCGCAGCUACGAACCGUUCGAGAUCCUGCCGCUCAACUUUCCCGCCGAUCGUGAUCUGGUUUUCGUGCUCGUGAGCCCGGAUUUUGAAGCACCGACGAAGAAGAUGAGGGAGGCGUUGCCGGCGGAGGUGGGAAUGAAGGAGCACAUUCGAAACUCGAGUCAGGCGGCGGCGUUGGUUGCGGCGGUGUUACAGGGGGACGCUAGGGUUUUAGGAUCGGCAUUGUCGUCUGACGUGAUUGUGGAGCCAAAGAGGGCGCCUUUGAUACCUGGGAUGGCGGCGGUGAAGGUGGCGGCUAUGGAGGCUGGGGCAUUUGGAUGCACGAUUAGCGGCGCGGGGCCAACUGUGGUGGCCGUGAUUGAUGGAGAGCAGCAGGGGAAGGAGAUUGGUGAUCGGAUGGUUGAGGCCUUCUUGGUGAAUGGUGGUCUGAGGGCUAAGGCCACUGUGUCCAAGCUUGAUCGAGUGGGAGCCAGAGUAAUCAGCAGCAGCAAUCAGUAGAAUGCUCAAGACUCCGGCACUGUGGACGCAUUGCUAUGAGAAUAAUUCAGCCACCACCCAGUGAGCUCGGGACACUCGUCUAUAUGGGUGUGUGACAUCCUGUGCUUAGUUUGAAGAUUGUUUCAUGAGAAGAACAAGUGGCAAAUUCUUGAAUUCUAUGUUGAAAGGGGAGAUAAAUGACAGUUGGAAAAAGACUUGUUCCAUGUUUGGUGGAAUUUUUUUAGUAGUAACUGAUUGUUUGA
Dioscorea cayenensis subsp. rotundata (Guinea yam) is the source of this 1408-nucleotide messenger RNA. RefSeq names its product homoserine kinase-like. The record is from RefSeq and is a predicted model, not a curated record. NCBI's taxonomy places the organism in Eukaryota, Viridiplantae, Streptophyta, Magnoliopsida, Dioscoreales, Dioscoreaceae. Gene Ontology annotation, molecular function: homoserine kinase activity; ATP binding. Gene Ontology annotation, biological process: L-threonine metabolic process.